Plasmopara halstedii is the source of this 930-nucleotide messenger RNA. RefSeq names its product zinc finger protein. The transcript has a single exon. The coding region runs from base 1 to 930 and encodes 309 amino acids. Lineage: Eukaryota; Oomycota; Peronosporomycetes; Peronosporales; Peronosporaceae. The record is from RefSeq and is a predicted model, not a curated record. Gene Ontology annotation, molecular function: metal ion binding.
AUGGCAGCUUCGUUUCCUCAAGCAGCUAAGACAAGUUUCUAUGCACUGGUCUCGUGCUGUUUCCAGCCACCACACACGUUUGAACAUACCGAUGCGUUUACCAACACGAUGCAAAAGAGACAUCAGCGCCAUGUGAUUUCAAGCGGAAAUGCCUUGACUAGCGCUAUCUUGUCUAACCAUCAGAGUCCACCACGAUGGGUGAAGGAUGAAUUUGUUGAAGCCUGUAUGCACUGCAACGUCGAAUUUGAUCUGCUUAAGCGUAAGCACCAUUGUCGUGGAUGCGGUCUCGUGUACUGUGACCGCUGCACUUCCACUUUUGAUCGUGUGGUCAAGUUUGAGUUUAUGGAACCCGUACGUCUCUGUACCACAUGUGCUACCAUGGCUAAGAUAGAAAAUGUUUUUCAUGAAAAAUAUUUGCCUCUUCUAGAAGACGGUGACUUGUUUAAGAAGAAUGGAGUGCUGCGGAAGAAACAUGUUUUUCUUCAAUAUGUGCGUGCAAAAAACAUUUUUCAAUACCAAAAGCUCAAUAUCGAGACGAGAGCAUGCGAAGGCGAUAUUAAGGCCAUUUUACUAGAUGAAAUAACAGAUGUACGUGAGGUGGAUGGAAACCAGGACGAGUCGAAUUUGGGAGUAAUUCUUGUUGUCGGCUCUCAAGAGCAUAAAUUUGAUGCCACAACAGCUAUAAAGAAGAAACAAUGGAUCGAGGCGAUAGCCAGCGCUCUUCGUGUGCGUAAUGCAAUAUUGGCAACAGAACGAGAGAAGCGCUCGGAACAGCUAGAGAUAGAAAACGAAGAGAUCCGGAAAGUAUCCGGGAUCCUGCAGCUGACUGAGGAGCGUCGCGCCAUUUUUCAUGAAGAUCGUAUGCUACGACGCGCCGUUAUACGCGAGCAGCUACGUGUCAAGUACAAUCUCGCAACAGCAGCGUCGUAA